AUGUCAACCUCGUUUUACCAUGCUUUGUCGACAGCUAGGAAACCAACGAAAAUUCAUUUAUUUGCAAAUCAUAUUUUAACUAAAAAGUAUCAUCAUGAUAAUGAUGAAAAUGUUAAUCAUUUACGACAAGUAAUCGGUAUAUUACAACAUCAUGAUGCUGUAAUUGGUACUGCUAAACAACAUGUAACAAAUGAUUAUGCAUGGCAUUUAUAUAAUGCAACAAAAUCAUGUUAA
Messenger RNA from Schistosoma margrebowiei, 234 nucleotides. The record is from the annotation of a GenBank genome assembly. NCBI's taxonomy places the organism in Eukaryota, Metazoa, Platyhelminthes, Trematoda, Strigeidida, Schistosomatidae.